UUCCGGUUCAGAGUCUCUCAAAGGGAUGCAGACAAGUCAGGGCUGCAAUCCUUUGACAGCCCAAAUGGGGAGGCAUCGAUUUCCACCAGGGAUCCCUGUUGGCUAUGGGCUGGAGUCUUCGUUCCUUGCCACAUGGGCCUCUCCAUAGGCGGAGUGCUUGACUGUCCUCACAACGUGACAGCUGUCUUCUCCCAAGUUUCCAGAUGAAGCUGAUGUUGCUGUCGUACACUUUGAGAACCAAUCUUAGAAGAGUUUGACUCUUAUUAUAUACUGGAAUUCAGCUGUGACUGGGGCGUAAGGGGAGGAAUGAAAAUUGGCAGAAGGAAAGGACAGAUACCACUAGCUCCCCUCUUCUCAAAGCGUCCUGACGGCGUUGCGUGGACAACGUGCACCUACGUUCAAAGCACGCAAAGAACGGUCCUCGGAGGCCAUCGCGUGCUGCGCAGGCGCAAGCGGCAAGGCGCUGGAGCGGCGGUCAUGGAGCCCGUCAACCCGGUGGGAAGAGGUUAAGGUGGAUUUCCUGGGCUAUGCAUAGUGGACUAUACAUAUACUAAUGAAGAUAACAGGGAAAGAAUAUAAAGUCUAGCUGUAGUCCUAGAAGAGAAACCUAAACUCUACAGAUCUGUAAUUGAAGAUGUAAUUGAAGGAGUGCGGGAUCUGUUUGCUGAAGAAGGUAUAGAGGAACAAGUCUUAAAAGACUUGAAGCAGCUCUGGGAAACAAAGGUUUUGCAGUCUAAAGCAACAGAAGACUUCUUCAGAAAUGGUGUCCAUUUGCCUUUGUUCACCCUUCAGUUGCCACACAGCUUGCACCAAACAUUGCAAUCAUCAACAGCAUCGUUACUUAUUCCUGCUGGUAAAACUCUUCCCACUUUUACCACAGCAGAACUGGGCACCUCAAACUCCAGUGCAAACUUUACUUUUCCUGGUUAUCCUGUUCAUGUACCAGCAGGUGUGACAUUACAGACGGCAUCUGGUUACCUUUAUAAAGUUAAUGUACCAAUUAUGGUGACACAGACUUCUGGAAGAGCAGGUAUUCUUCAGCAUCCGUUUCAGCAAGUAUUUCAGCAGCUUGGGCAGCCUUCAAUAAUACAGACCAGUAUUCCACAAUUAAACCCGUGGUGUCUUCAAGUAACUACUGAAAAAUCACAGAGAAUGGAAACUGUGCUCCAACAACCUGUAGUUCUUCGUUCUGGGACAGUGGAUAGGAAACGUUUAGAAAAUGCUACUGGUGAUACUCUUUUACAUCCUGGAAAUCAGCAUAAAAUCAUGUCUGAAGCUUUACUGAGUCAGCCGGAAAACUCUCAGUAUAUCAGCCUUUCAGGUGUUGUAUUUCCUUCACAGCUCUCUCAAAUGGAUUCUAAUGUGGAGCCAGUGCUCGGUGUUUCCGCUAGCAUGACUCAAAAUCUGCAUGGUGGGCCCCUGUCCACAGGCCCUCCGGGGGCUCAGCACCAGCAUACGCCUGAUGUUCAGCUUCGUGUCCUUAAAGAUAGGAUGUGUGGAUGGGAUUCUGUAAAGCAGCCGAGAAAUACAGAGGAGCCCAGCAGCCUACCUGUCUCAAAGAAGGAUUCUAAUUCUCAGAUGGAUUUAAGCCUUCAGGUAACUGAUGAUGAUAUUAACGAGAUAAUUCAAAUAGAUGGAACUGGAGAUACAGCUUCCAGUGAUGAAAUAGGAAGUACGAGAGAUGUAGAUGAGAACAAAUUUCUAGGGAUUACUGAUGCGGGAGACCUGAAGGUAUUUGAAGAAGCCAGCAGUAUAUCAAAUGAAGAUUCAAUGGCCAACAGUAGUGAUAAUGAAGACCCUCAAGUAGACCUUGUGGAAGAGGACCCUUUAAAUUCUGGGGAUGAUGUUAGUGAGCAGGAUGUGCCGGACCUGUUUGACACAGAUAAUGUAAUUGUCUGUCAGUAUGAAAAGAUUCAUCGAAGCAAGAACAAAUGGAAAUUCUAUUUGAAAGAUGGUAUUAUGUGUUUUGGAGGGAGAGACUAUGUAUUUGCAAAAGCCGUUGGUGAUGCAGAGUGGUAAAACUGAUGAGCUCAGCACAUCAUUAAGAUCAGUGGGACUAUAUCACAUGUUGUUCACUGCAUGGAAUUGAAUAAAAUUA
This is a messenger RNA of Lagenorhynchus albirostris (white-beaked dolphin), 2098 nucleotides long. It is a transcript of the gene GTF2A1L, whose product is annotated as general transcription factor IIA subunit 1 like. Lineage: Eukaryota; Metazoa; Chordata; Mammalia; Artiodactyla; Delphinidae. The record is from RefSeq and is a predicted model, not a curated record. Bases 1003 to 2019 code for a protein of 338 amino acids. The transcript is spliced from 12 exons. Gene Ontology annotation, biological process: transcription by RNA polymerase II; transcription initiation at RNA polymerase II promoter. Gene Ontology annotation, cellular component: transcription factor TFIIA complex.